AUGGCUACUGUAGCUCCUCAAUCUGACCCUCAGGUCAAAAACCCCACGGGCAAGACGACAAUACCAGAGUCUGAAAGUCGCGUACCUAUUUGCGACUGGACUGAAAAGGCUGAAAUAAAGCUGAGAAGAAAAAUUGACUUCACAGUCUUACCUAUUCUCAUGCUCGGCCUCUUCGCCCUGCAACUCGACAGAGGAAAUGUAGGCUACGCCAUGACCACAAGCUUCACCGAUGAUCUCGGCAUAACCAAAGACAUCGUCAACUAUGGUAACCAGCUCAUGCUAGCAGCCGUCGUCAUCUUUGAGAUUCCAUUCAACAUGGUUUUGUCACGAAUCGGCCCUGCCCUUUGGCUUAUCAUACAGGUAUUUGCCUGGGGAACAAUUGCAACAGCCCAAGCAGCUAUACACAAUAAAUCCGGAUUCUACGCGACGCGUUUCCUACUGGGAAUGUGGGAGGCUGGAUACCUGGCUGCUGCGCUAACGAUAAUCGCGUCAUUCUACACACGGAAAGAAAUGGCACUGCGCGCAACGCUGGUGUAUGUUGGGAAUUACGGCUCUGCUGGCGUGAGUGGACUGCUUGCCGGUCUGAUCUUCAGAAUCCCAGAGACAAGCGGUUUGAAGCGAUGGCAGUGGCUUUUUCUCAUCGAUGGUCUCUUUACUAUACUCGUUGGUGUCGUCUUUAUCUUCAUCAUGCCCCGCUCGACGACCGAUACGCUUCCACUCGCCGGGAUCAAGAAGUUUAAUGUCUUCACCGACAAAGAGAGAGAUAUUCUUGCCAAGCGCGUCAUUCUAGAUGAUCCGCGCAAAUCAGUGAAGCUAUCUGGAAUCAGUCCCAUGACUGCGCUGCGCAUUUGUUUAACCAACUUUCCAAUGUGGGGUCAUUUCAGCAUCAACGCUGUCAACAUUACUCCCAAAGGAGGGUUGGUCUUUUACACGCCUACCAUCAUCAAGAAUCUUGGCUUCACUGCAUCUACCGCCAGUUUCUUAUCGGCCGUUCAUAACUUUGGAGUAUGCAUCUUGUCAAUCUUCGUGUCGUGGGUCAGCGACAAGACAUUGCUACGAGGCCCGAUUUGUUUAUUGUCUGGCGUGUAUUCGCUUGUGUUCUCAGGUGUUCAAUAUGCUGUUGUUGGGAGUAGCGACGUCUGGAUGAAGUACGCUAUUCUGACACUUCUUAACUCUGGUGUGGCAAUAGCCCAGGCGCUCAAUGAUGCGUGGUUUAGCAUCAACACUCACGAUCCGCAGAUUCGAUGCAUUGGCAUUGCCCUGGCUGUUACAGGUUCCAACGUUGGAGGACUAGCCGGGCAGAAUAUCUUUCAAGAGAGUGACGCGCCAUAUUACCCUAAGGGGUUUCUGAAGAUCUUAUGUCUUUAUGCAGGUAGCAUUGUACUAAUUGCUGGUAUGAUAUUGUACUACUGGAACGAUAAUCGCAAGAUGAAGAUGGCGGGAGAGCUGGAGGAUGCUGAUGACGCCGAGGCAUCAAAUGGGGUACAGGGGAAGAGAGUUUUGAAUCAGCUGUAA
Molecule: messenger RNA, 1515 nt
Organism: Fusarium pseudograminearum CS3096
Lineage: Eukaryota; Fungi; Ascomycota; Sordariomycetes; Hypocreales; Nectriaceae
Exons: 2
Coding region: 1-1515 (504 amino acids)
Biological process (GO): transmembrane transport
Cellular component (GO): membrane
Molecular function (GO): transmembrane transporter activity
Source: RefSeq, a predicted model, not a curated record